AUGGAUACCGAUAUUGAGUCAGCGGCCGUUGAAACCCUGGAUACCCCUUCAAACAACAAUAACAUGUCGUCCUCGUCGUCUUAUAACGGUCCGAUCGACACUGAGAAGCUAGGAAGAAGUAGACCCGCCAUCUUUGCUAACGGCUGUGUGGAGAUAGCGUUCUGCAUAUCCGUCCUCGGCUCAAUGAUGAUGGCAGAAUUCCUCAUCAGCGGAUUCAGCGUGUUACUCCCUCUACUUAUCGAAGACACAGGCAUCGACCCUAACCAGAGAACUUGGCCUAUCACCGUUUUCUCGCUCGUCACCGGCUCCUUGUUACUACCGUUCGGCCGGCUUGUUGAUAUGUUUGGCGGCUAUCCGGUGUAUCUCGGCGGAAUAUCGUGGCUUACUCUCUGGGCGGUAGUUGGUGGGUUUAGUCGUACUUUACCGAUGGUGCGAGCGACGCGGGCUCUCCAGGGGGUGGGAGCAGCUGCUUUCCUGCCAGCGGGCACGACGUUGUUGGGGACCACUUACCGUCCUGGUCCGCGGAAAAAUGCUAUAUUUAGCUUAUACGGAGGCUGCGCGCCGUUGAGGUUCUUCUCUGGAAUCAUCGUCGCCGGCCUCACCGGCGAGUUCCUUUACUGGGGUUGGUUCUUCUGGAUCGCGUCCAUGCUGCUGGCUUUCCUGUGCGUGAUGGCCUUUUUCUGCGUUCCUCACGAGUGGAAGCGCGGCGACUGGUCUCUGAUGGAUUGGUGGGGUUGCCUUGCCAGUAUUUGCAGCUUGAGUCUGCUCACAUACGCUAUAACUGAUGCCUCUCACGUUGAGGGCCAUUGGGCGUCGCCUCAGAUAAUCGUCACGUUCAUACUAGGGCUUAUAUCCCUCGCGGCUUUCAUCUAUGUGGAAGGUUGGGUUGUGAAAUCUCCUUUAAUGCCUUUCGACUUGUUCUCUAUCGAGUACAUAGGGCCACUCUUCAUCGCCCUCUUCAUGGCAUGCGGUUGCUUUGGCAUAUACCUCUUCUAUGCAAGCUUUUAUAUACAGACCGUUCUCCAAGUCCCGCCAUUGCUAGCCGCGCUUUGGUUUUCCCCCAUGGCUGCCGGCGGAAUCAUCAUCGCUCUCGUAGGUGGAUUCACGCUUCAUCGCUUACCAGGAACCAUACUCCUCCUUUUGGCCGGGGCGGGUUUCGUAAUAUGUCCUCUCUUAUUCGCUCUCAUCCCCGAAAACCCAAACUACUGGCGGUGGGUAUUCCCAGCAAUGGUGUGUACGACGAUAGGCAUUGACAUAAGCUUCAACGUGAGCGGUAUUUUCAUCACUACCAGCGUGCCCAAGCAUCAGCAGGGCCUGGCAGGGGCGUGCAUCAACGGCUUAUCGUUCCUAGGCAUCAGCUUCUUUCUCGGAUGGGCGGACUUCGCAGUCGUAAGCAGAUCGAACAACGAGGUAGGGGAAAGUUAUAAGGUGGCUUUCUGGUUCGCCGUCGGGUGCGGAGCUGGUGUUAUUUUGAUUGUCUUGGGAUUCAUUAGAAUUGGUAAAGCAAAGAGUGACUUGACAGCCGAUGAGAAGGCCCAGCAACGGCAAGCAGUCUACGAAAGUGAGCAGGUCAGGCCACUGACAGCGGAUGCAGAUUGA
This is a messenger RNA of Daldinia caldariorum, 1599 nucleotides long. Its product is annotated as membrane transporter. Gene Ontology annotation, cellular component: membrane. The record is from RefSeq and is a predicted model, not a curated record. Gene Ontology annotation, molecular function: transmembrane transporter activity. Gene Ontology annotation, biological process: transmembrane transport. The coding region runs from base 1 to 1599 and encodes 532 amino acids. Lineage: Eukaryota; Fungi; Ascomycota; Sordariomycetes; Xylariales; Hypoxylaceae. The transcript is spliced from 2 exons.